Messenger RNA from Struthio camelus australis, 7279 nucleotides. The record is from RefSeq and is a predicted model, not a curated record. Lineage: Eukaryota; Metazoa; Chordata; Aves; Struthioniformes; Struthionidae.
UUUCUCUUCAUAGGUCAGCUGUAACAAGGGCCUGUUGUUGUCUAAAACACCAACCUAGCCGAAGCAGGAAGCUCUGAAAGGGAAGAGGCUCAUGUUCUUCAUUUGUUAUUCUAGCUGCUUACUUGCAGGAGUCUUGCAUUUCUUAAGCUGCAUCCACAUUUUUGGGACUUGCCAAGGCUUGCUGGGGAGUGACCGAACAGCUGGGUGCCAAUUUACUGCACACUCCCUACUCUGCACUAAGUCUCUGCGUAACCCUCUGACAGGAGCAUAAGCUAUCACACAAAAAAGAAGAACUGAGCGUGGGAAAAGUGUGUCCAUAAUUACCACCUUCUGCUGUUCUCCUCUUUCCUGGCUUAUGGGACCGCUUCCAGGAUGGAACAAGAAGCUACCCAGCUAGAAAAGCAGCAUGUGCAUAGCGUAUAUGAAAAUACAGCUGCCUACUUCAAUGAGCUGCAGAGCAAAGCGUGGCCUCGCGUCCGUCACUUUCUGCUGGAGCAGAAGCCUGGCAGUCUUGUUGCGGACAUAGGUUGUGGAACUGGAAAGUAUCUCAGUGUCAACAGUCAGGUGUAUAAUCUCGGCUGUGAUUACUGUGAACCGCUGGUAGAGAUUGCAAGGAAGAAAGGUGAUGAAGUUCUGGUAUGUGACAACCUUAACCUUCCCUUUAGGCAUCAGUGCUUCAAUGCAGUCAUUUCCAUUGGAGUGAUCCAUCAUUUCUCAACUAAACAAAGAAGAAUCAAAGCAAUAAAGGAAAUGGCAAGGGUAUUGAUACCCGGAGGCCAGAUGAUGAUUUAUGUUUGGGCUAUGGAACAAAAGAAUCGCCGCUUUGAGAAGCAAGAUGUAUUUGUUCCUUGGAACAAGGCCUUGUGCUCACGGCAUUUUUCAGAAUCAAAUCAAUCUGGAGAUAAGGGUGAGUUUGUGCAUACUGUAAGAAGCCAGGAUAUACACCCUGCACAGCUAGUCAUCUCUGAUUGCAGCUAUCCAACCAAUCUGCAGUCAGAAAUUGAUUCAAAACAUUCCCACAACACGGACCACUGCUUGUCCAGAGCCUGCUGCAUGAAAAUUUCUGAAGAAGAAAACAGAUUUUGCAGUGCUCUAGGAAGAUCUUUCCGUUCAUGGUUUUUCUCCAGAUCCUUGGAUGAAUCAGCCCUGAGAAAGCAAGCUGAGAAGAUGAAGCCUCUGAAGAGUGAAGGAGAAUGGGCAAACAGUACCAUAUCCAUUCAGCAAUCAAGACACUGCAGUUUGGAUUUAGGUCCUCAUGGGACACUGUUAAAAGAACAGAGUUUAGAUGAUGACGAGGUGUUUGCGGAAAACCUGUCUCUCAAAAAGCCAGAGUGGUCACCAGCCACAGAUGCACUGAAGGAUUUAAAUCUAAAUGGAGGACACCAAAGUGUAAUUCAGAGCAAGAGUGCAGAAACUUCGUUUCUGAGUGGCCCAGUGGAAGACGGGGACAACAGCUGCAGUUAUAAUAACGAUGAUGCUGGUAAGUCUAAUGCCGGCAAAUUUUUCAGAAGAACGUCAACAACUGACUCCACUGAUUCUGCUUUGGAUUCAGCAGUGUCUGUUGGGGACCAGACUGCUGACACACCGGAUACAAAAGCCUUCAUGCGUUAUUACCAUGUUUUUCGGGAAGGGGAGUUGUGCUCGCUGGUAGAAGAGAACGUGCCUGAGCUUCAGAUACUUUCUUCCUGCUAUGACCAUGGAAACUGGUGCAUUAUUGCAGAGAAAAAAGGGAAAUAGCUGUAAGAAGAACAAAAUAGAAUUUCAGUAACGGGGAGUUUUAAAAAAUAAGAUGCUUCUUGUGUUCCUGUGAUCAUGCGGUAUGACAAGGAAUUUCAAUCUCAUGUAGUUGUGUGCCAUCCAUUUUCAGUUUUACUAUCUAUCUACCUAUCUAGCUAUCUGAUGCAAGUUCUGUAUAUAGAAAUGUAAACAUGUAAUUAGUUAACAGUAUUUAUGUUUUGUUAAACUUUUAUGAAGUUAAAAUUGGAGAGUUUUAUAUUGCUUUUAGCAGAUAACUGUGAUUUUAAAUACACUUUUCUAUUGAAAAAUAAAAACUUUUUAUAAGACAAGGAAAGGAUCAGGGCAUCUUUUGUGAGAAAUAUCCUCUCAGUAGAAAGUUAAGGUUUGGUUCUUCAGCCAUUUAAACAUAACUUAAAUAUGUCUCACAUUACUCCCUGUUCUGAUAUAGAAGCCUGAACCUCAGAGUACUAUAGAUAGAGGCAUCUUAAAAUGUACUUGAAUGUAGGCUGCUUAACAACGUGCUGCAGAACUGGAGAAAGCAUGGUCCCAGUCCUACUUAUUUCAGAGUGGAGCUGUUAAUGGGCAAAACUGUGUACAAAACCAGCUCUGCAUAUUCUGCCAUUAGAGGUUUCUAUUUGUGAGAAAGUAACAGGACAGAUUUUGCACAGUAUUUUGAUCUUUUCUUUAAAAAGCCAUUUAACUGGUGUCUCAGGUGCAAGGUAAGUUUUAUCUGUUAGCCCUCACAAAUACUUUAUCUUAAUUUCCUUUGCUGUAGUUUUUCUCUGGUUAUGUGUACAGAGAAGUCAGAGAGGUUAGUGAGAGUAUCAGUAUUACAUAAAGGUUGCAAGCUGUCAAAUACAUAUCACAUAUAUAUCUUUUUCAUAAGCCUGGGAAGCUAAGAUAAAAUUAAUAAAAUUCCAGUACCUAUCUGAUCAGCUGUCGUAUUUGCUCUCCUUACUCACUCACAGGAGAAUAUUUACUAAAUGGUCUGUUAAACAGUGUAGAUAGGAAGAGGAUACAAGUCAAGUUUGUAAAUAAAAUACUGCAAAUCAGAUUACAAACUAUUUUAAAUCCCUAUCUUCUGCACUUUAAAUGAGUUUGUUGAAGUUCCUGAUGUCUCGUGGUGUUGGAGACCUAAAGGAAAAUUGACUGCUAAAACAGUUUUCCCUUUCCCUGUAAAACAUAAUUUUUACUGAGCACUGCGUCCGGUCAUCAUCCAAUUGUACCAGAUUAUAUCAUUGUCACUCAUAUAGUCCUUCACACUCAAAUAAUCUGAUCCCUUUCAAUGGGGUUGCUUCUGAGGUGAAGUUAUAUGUGGCAUGGAUAAAAUAAUGUCAGCUUCUGGCUUAUGAAGAUCAGUAAUAAAACUGUAACUGUUUUCAGUGGAAGCUAGGUUGGGCUGUACUAACUGCUUUUUUGCAUUGAGUUACUCCAUUUCUAGGCUUUACUUGCAGUCAGUGGUUUUAGCGCAGGACAUGUCUUCUGCAGGGGUCAAUUGACAUGAUUUCUGGACCUUUAAUGCAGCUAUGCAGAUUCACCCCAAACCCCUUUGGAGGUACAACAGAUUUAGAGACCUACAUAAUUAAGAUGUCUGCCCACAUAAUUAAGAUUCAGCAAAGAACUCUGAAAUACAAAGCAACUCCACUGAAAUAUCAAACUUCCUGCACAUACUUUUUAAACUUUUCCACUCUAUGCAGUGUAGGGAGAUGAAUUUUGGGUUGUUCAGUAGAAAGCCCUGAUGGUUGUGACUGUUUUUAGAUGUAGCUGCGCAGGAGUAAUUACUACAUGGUAAUGUAUUGUAUUUUUGUUUGCCAAAGUGUGGCCUGUAGACCAAACAUCCUUGUCUUUCUCACCAUUUGGGAUCCUUGUACUUUAUCUUUCCUGGGACUGUGCCAGGUGCAUGAGGGAAAUACCUGUGUUCCCCACUGCCUUUUGAAAAUAAAAACGUGGUCAAAGAACCAUGCAUCAGAGACUUCUGAUAUAUUAUUCCACUCCAAAUAUUACUUGCAAUACAGCCAGGGGCUAUGCUUCUUCUUGUGUCCGCGUCUCGCUUCCGAAAAAACCGACAAUGUUUCCUGCGUUGCCACAUCUGGCUGCUCGCUCUCACAGCCCCAUGGCUGCUCCCGCUGUAGCGGCAAACCCCAGUCUUAUAGAGCCAGUGCAAAAAUCUCCACGUGGGCAUAUUGCAGAGCCAGCAUGGAUUGUGCUGAGCUCAACACCUCAUCUGCAACGUGCUCAUACCCUACCGGGAGACCUGCCUCAUUUAUUGGGAACGUCUGGAUGAGCUUGAGGAUUUUAGAAGCAAACCCAGUUGCUUCCAGAUAAAAUGUGUUAGUGGAUAUUCAGCAGCCCUGGGCUUUGGGUCACAUUUUGGUAGGAGGUAGUUGAUUGUCAGCAUGUAUCCAACUUUGAAACUGUGUCCUUAAACUUCAGCAUGCAGGAACUCCGUUAUGCAUAUGCAAAUAUAUUUAUAAAAAUGUAUAAAUGUAAGCUGUAAGCCAGGGUUGGUUAACUGGGAAAAGGGGCAUUAUACUUUGCUAUCUGUGCUUCUGCAAUCUAUCCAUGGAGUAUUCACUAUGUAGUCAAGCAGGCUGAUAAAUUUGGGGUGAAUUAAGGAAGGAAACGUUUCCGUUCUCUUUACAACGGAGACUUAUUAUCCUUCUAAAAGGCUGCACCUAUGUUUUAGGCUCUUGAAAAGACUUCCUGCUCUGUUAGUGGUAUGAGUAAGAGCUGUCAUCUCAAAGCCACUAAGGUGCAUUUGAAGUGCUUUUGUUUGUGUAAUUUUCAUGCAUUGGUUGAUUUGAGAUUCCUGACUGGGGAUGCUUUCCACAAUUAUUUAUUUCUAUAUUGGAUUUUCUCUUGUUUUGACCUGAUGCCAUUAAGCUGAGUUACAUUCAAGGUUUGGAUUGCACGGUUAUAAAUCAAGGGGCAGGGUGGGGUCCGUUAACCACUCUGUUUUUAAAUAUUCAGUUUUCCUCUGAGGACAUAUAACUGCCAUGUAAGGCAAUUGUUACAGCUUGAGGAUCAGUCAGAGGAGGUCACGAAAUCAAAGGUCUGCACGGCAAGCAUCUGAGUCAUGCCUUUGUUCAAUCUCCCAUCUCAGGGAGGCUGCCUACUGCUGUAGCAGCUUUAUCAGCUCCCGAGAAGCCAGCGUACUUCACUCAGAGCACUGCGAAUAUCUCUUUGGCUUGAUUUCUCUUUUGAUGUGGCCCAUCUUAGGCAAAAUGUCAUUUCCAAAAGAAUCCACGUGAUCCCAGUCUUUAUUACCUUGCGGAUAUACUUAAUGUGCUCAGAGAAGUGUGUUUGCCAUUGAAAAGCCUGUAACAAAUAACUGAAUAGAUAAAUAAAUUCCAGCUGUCCUUACAUGCUGAAAAUCACAGUGAUGUCCAGGCUACAAGAUCUGACUGUUUCAAGGUAAAAAUGACAAUAUAGUCCUGUGUUUCUUCUCUGACGGAAGGGCAAAAUUGUCCCCCCUGGUUCUGCCAAUAUCAAACCUUCUAUUGACUUCCGUGGGCUAGGAUUUCUACUGAGUUGCUCAUCUAUCUUUUACUGGCACAUGGUGAUGUGAUUGCACAGGAAAGGAUGCCCUGUUUCCUUACAAUUUAAUUUACUAAUAUCACUGUCAGGCUGAACCAGCUAAACACAAACUGCUACCUUAUUAACUCUUAGACUAUAAUCCAAAUGGACAACUGCAAUAAAAAAGAUAUGAUUAAACAGAGUUAUUUUUGAAGGACUAGUACAACUGCAAUAUUUGAUAAAUGAUAUUUCAUCUUUUUUGUUUGUUUGAAUACAUGAAAAUAUUUAUAUUAGAAGUGCAAAAAUUAUUGGGUUUUUUUUUUCUACAAAUGGCAACUAAAUUACUUUCUUCCAAGCUCAUGGUGUAGGAAUUUUAAAAGCACAAGAGAGAUAUGAAAACCAUAAAUACUCUAGCAGAUCUUUUGUGAUAUAUAUUUAUAUACAAGUUAUUUAUGUGCACACUUUAAAAUCAUGCAGGGUGAAGAGAUGUGUAUGUUAUAUCAGCAGAGUGUUGUUGGCGAACCACCUCAAUAGAUCUUGAAUAGAAAUAAUGUCUCUGGUUUUGUGACCGCUCUGCUGUGUCAUGCCUGUGUUGGGCCGCAUUAGUAUCGACAUUGUGUUCGUUCUACUGAUCUAUUGAUUUUCUUGCUCAGCACAUUUACAGGAUUUGUGACCACUUUACUACUCCAGGAAAAUUAGGUGUGUCAGUGUUAAAUACAUACAAUUGUAUAUCUAUUUCGUGAGUUUAGCAUAUCUUAUUCUUAUAGUGUAGUAAUUGUGGCAGCUACCCAUGAUUUUAUCUUCCAAUCUGCUGGACAAAACUGUGUUUAGGUACUGCUUUGUAAUUAGCUCUUUGUCUCCACAUGGACUCUCUUAUAUUAUCUAGUAUUUAAUGGGAAAUAAUUCCUUCUUGGUUAAAAUAUUGUUUCCUACAGAACUUCUAUGCUUUAAGAUUAGCUAAUAAAUAUGAUAUUAGCUACUGGAAACUCUGUGUCUGGGAAAGUUCUUGAUGAAUGUUAAAUUUGAGAAGCCUCCGUUAGUGUUAUUUGCUCAGUAACAGUCAGAACAUGCGGGGCACGUGUAGAGCAGGUAAGCCCAGUAAUUUGCUAUGAAGCCAGAUAUUCUGUCUUUACUUUGGAUGUCCAUAGUCGAGCUAGCCAUAAAUGUGCCCAUUUGAACUAUGUAAAUGAAGGUGAUGAAAUGUGAUUUUUUGACCACAUCACUCCCAGGUGUUCUGUUGAUGAUAGAAAUGGGUACACCUGAUGGACCAGUAGAUUUAAUUGGAUCAGAGAGACUUUUCCUGCUCCUCCUGACCUAGUCACAGCACUACAGGACUAAGCUCUUUGGCACAGGAUAAUACUGAAGCAUUUAUUUGGGAUUAUCAAUGUUCCUUUUGCACCAAUUUGAAUCCGAAAAGAAAAAAGAAUGUAAUUAAAAUUAUGGAAUUACAUGGUGAGUUUACAGCUACAUUGAGUUAAAAGUGUUUUUAGAAUUAGAAUGAUCAUUUCCCAUAACUAUUUUUAUAAUUACAGUGCUUGUUUAUUGUGGUGAUACAUUUUAUCAUAGUAAUAGCUUAGGAUCUAGUAGUAAUUAAGCACUAUACAGAUGAGGAUUAGUACAUGCCCUGUAGUACAAAGAGUGUGUAACCUAAUAUUAGUAAGAUUAUGGGGAAAGUAGUAGAAACAUGGAGUAGAGAGUGGGAUGGUAACAAAUGUAAAUUUAGCAGGGUAAGGAAUGGUCUUAAUGCAGAGAGAGUGAAUUGGGUGUGGUGCUGAGAGGGGCUAGGGAAAAAGGGGCAAAUAUAGGCAGCACACAGUGAAAUGAAGGGGAAAGGCAAGGAUUAGAGCAAUUGCAGCAGAGAAAUUGCAGUCGGCACUUGGAUAUUCUUAGGAUGUGCAGACCCAUUCUUCUUGCUUACUGGAGGGUUGAGCUGAUGUCUCCCUGCUGCGUUAAUUCGAGGGCACAUGCAGCGGGAGGAAGGCACCUUGGACCCACCACGUUGAGCUCUGCACUCCUUCCCAUGAGC